This is a messenger RNA of Babesia microti strain RI, 2964 nucleotides long. RefSeq names its product valyl-tRNA synthetase. NCBI's taxonomy places the organism in Eukaryota, Apicomplexa, Aconoidasida, Piroplasmida, Babesiidae. Gene Ontology annotation, cellular component: cytosol. The transcript has 7 exons. Gene Ontology annotation, molecular function: valine-tRNA ligase activity; aminoacyl-tRNA deacylase activity; ATP binding. The coding region runs from base 1 to 2964 and encodes 987 amino acids. Gene Ontology annotation, biological process: valyl-tRNA aminoacylation. The record is from RefSeq and is a predicted model, not a curated record.
AUGUUAAUAAGUAGAAGAUUACCAGUGGGAAUGAAUAAAACAUUAAAUGCUGUUAAAAAAUCGUCUAGCACUCUACCAGAUAAUUACGAUCCGAAAUAUGUCGAAGAAGGAUGGUACGAGUGGUGGGAGUCCAAUGGUUUUUUUUUGGUAAAUAAUGAAAAGGCCAAAGUACUGUCAAACAGUAAACGUUUCACAAUGGUUCUUCCUCCCCCUAAUGUGACUGGGUCACUGCAUAUUGGCCACGCGUUAACUAUUGCAAUACAGGAUUGUUUGGCUAGGUGGAAACGAAUGUGUGGCCAUCAGGUACUAUGGAUCCCUGGUACGGAUCAUGCCGGGAUAGCAACCCAAUCAGUAGUAGAGAGAAGGCUAUUCAGUGACAAAGGAUUGACUAAAAAUGACAUUGGUCGUGAAGAAAUGGUGAAGCUGAUUUGGGAGUGGAAGCACACUUACGGUAGCACAAUCUGCAACCAGAUCAGACGAAUGGGCGCCUCUUUAGACUGGUCCAAGGAAACUUUUACUUUAGAUCCAUUGCGUUCUGCCGCAGUUACCGAAGCUUUCAUGCGGUUUCAUCAUGCGGGAAUUCUGUACCGAGAUGCCAGGCUAGUCUGCCUAAGUCCAGCACUUGCAACCGUUAUCUCCGACAUAGAAGUGAAUACAAUGGAGGUGGAUAAGCCAAAAAGGAUUGUUAUACCUGGGUUUGAUGCAUCCGUUGAAUUUGGCUAUCUGUGGAUUUUCAAGUACUACAUCCAAGAUUUCGAUGAAUUCAUACCAGUGGCCACGUCACGCAUAGAGACCAUGCUUGGUGAUGUAGGUAUUGCAGUGCAUCCUACAGACUCGAGGUAUAGUCACUUUGUGGGUAAAAAACUGGUCCAUCCCUUCAUACCAGAUAGGCAUAUGAUUGUAAUUGCCGAUGAGAGUGUGGACAAGGAAUACGGUACAGGUGCCGUUAAGCUGACCCCUGCGCAUGAUAAGAACGAUUUUGAGAUAUGUAAGAGACACAACUUGCCCCUAAUAUGCAUUUUUGAUAUGAAAGGUCACAUAAGUUCUGUGUCACCUGAAUUUGAUGGACUCCACCGUUUUAAGUGUCGCGAAGUAAUUGAGCAAAAGCUAACGGAUUUGGGUCAUUUAUUGGACAAGGUACCUAACCCUAAGCCUAUGCAAAUACCUAUUUGUUCCAGGUCUGGUGAUGUGAUAGAGUAUACAAUUUUACCCCAGUGGUGGAUCAACUGUAAGAAUCUAGCAAAAAGAGCAAUUGAGGCUGUGGAAACAGGAGAUCUUGAAAUAAUACCAAACAAUUAUGUAUCUGUGUGGGUGCGAUGGCUCGAAAAUAUCCAAGAUUGGUGUAUAUCAAGGCAGCUGUGGUGGGGGCAUCGCAUACCGGCUCAUCAAAUAAUUCUCGACGGUAGGCCAACAGGUAAAUGGAUUAUCGCCUACGACCAAAAUGAUGCCAUUGACCAGCUUAAAUCCAUAGGUUAUAGCGAUAAGGAGAAGGCUUCACUUUUGCAGGAUGAAGAUGUGUUAGAUACUUGGUUUUCAUCAGGAUUAUCCCCACUAUCAUCCCUGGGAUGGCCUAAAGAGACUGAAGAUUUUCAAUUAUUCUUCCCAACUACCGUUCUAGAAACCGGUAAUGACAUUCUGUUUUUCUGGGUCGCUAGAAUGGUGAUGAUGAGCCUGCAUCUUGUGGGGAAAUUGCCGUUUAAGAAGAUCUACUUGCAUCCUUUGGUACGAGAUGCAAAAGGGGAGAAGAUGAGCAAGAGUAAGGGUAAUGUCAUUGACCCCCUUGAAAUAUCAGAUGGCAUAUCUUUGCAGGGUUUGCUAGAUAAGCUGAAAAAUUCAAAUUUGCCCAAAGAAGAAAUUAAGAGGGCAACUGAAGAGGCAAAAAAAAACUUCCCCGAUGGGAUUCCCUCCUGUGGCUCUGAUUCCCUAAGAUUGGGAUUAUUAGAGCUUAGCAGACAAAGUAAAGCUAUUUGUUUGAAUAUUUCAAAGAUCGUGGCUUGCAGGCACUUUUGCAACAAACUUUGGAAUGCAGUAAAGGUCCUGAAUAAUUACAAACAUGCAUUUCCUACCCAUCAAGAGAUGGGGUUUAGGCUACAGUUUGAAGACAAUUGGAUCCUACACAGACUGUACAUAUUUAGCAAGGUUGCUAAUGAAAGUCUUGAACAAUUCAACUUUUCAGAUAUGGUGCAAUCGAUUUAUCAAUUCUGGUUGUACGAUUUUUGUGACAUUUAUUUGGAACUUAUCAAGGUUAGGUUGGUUAAUUCUUGUCGUGUGGCUGCAUGGAUCGCGCUUUUUUGUAUGGAUAACGGGUUGAGAUUGAUCCAUCCAGUUAUCCCAUACUUGUCUGAACAAUUGUACCAGCAAUUACCCUUGAGUUAUCGUGAAAAGCCAUCCAUUAGCAUAUCAACAUAUCCUCAACCAGCUAUGGGUUGGACUUCUAACACAUUGACAUCUAUGGAGAUGGUGAAGGAGAUUACCCAUGCGUUGCGUUCAUUUGCCACUCUGCUUGGUUUUGACCAGAGUACUCAAAAAAUAUGCUAUAUUGCUUUUUUGGCGAAUGACAUAGCUGAUGGUGAUGCUGGCAAUAACAUAAUUUGUCCAAGUUAUUUGUAUCCCUCGUUGAAUUGCAUUAAAAUACUUUCCAAGUUUGAUAGCGUCUCUUUGCUUGAUACAGACGACGUGUGUGAAUGCAUCGCUAAUAAUGUAAAUAGCCGUAUAAACGUUUACGUUAAAAUAUCGCAUUUGGGUUUGGAUAGGGUGAAGAAGAUCAGGGAUAAACUCACUAACAAACUCAACAAGGUCGAAAAUAUGCUUGGGGGGUAUAUGAAGAAACUACAGGCCAGUGACUACGAUAAAGUUCCUGGAAGUAUUAAACAGUUGAAUGACGAAAAGAUCAGGGAAUUGUCUACCAGCUUAAAUGAGCUUAAAAGUGCCAUAAAGCAGCUGGACCUUGUAAAGACAAUCUAG